This is a messenger RNA of Drosophila nasuta, 1262 nucleotides long. RefSeq names its product methionine aminopeptidase 1. Gene Ontology annotation, molecular function: metalloaminopeptidase activity. Gene Ontology annotation, cellular component: cytosol. Gene Ontology annotation, biological process: proteolysis. Bases 80 to 1207 code for a protein of 375 amino acids. The record is from RefSeq and is a predicted model, not a curated record. The transcript is spliced from 3 exons. Lineage: Eukaryota; Metazoa; Arthropoda; Insecta; Diptera; Drosophilidae.
AACGCCGUUGUUGCAUGUGCGUUGCCUUCGAAUUUCUAAAUUUGGAACUUUUUUUAAGAAAAUUUGUUCAGCAGCUGAAAUGACUCAAAAAUGCGAAUCAACGAAUUGCGAUAAGGAGGCGACACUUCAGUGCCCCACUUGUCUCAAGUUGGGCAUCAAGGGCUCCUUUUUCUGUUCGCAGGCAUGCUUCAAAGGGUUUUGGAAAGAACACAAAGCGAUCCAUGCUCUGGCCACUGGCGUGGGAAAGCCAAGAGUCGAGGAUAAUGGCGUCUAUAAUCCGUGGCCUCAUUUCCGUUUCACCGGUAAUCUGCGACCCUUCCAACAGACCCCUAAGAGGAUUGUACCCGAUGCCAUACAGCGACCCGAUUACGCCGAUCACCCAUCUGGAAGGUCACUGUCGGAGGAGGCGUUGCGUGGAACGACAAUCAAGGUGCUGGAUGACGAUGAGAUCGAAGCAAUGCGAGUCGCUGGACGCCUGGGACGGGAGUGUCUGGAUGAGGGCGCCAAAGGCAUUGAGGUGGGCACUACAACGGAUGAGUUAGAUCGCUUAGUCCACGAGGCGGCUAUUGAGCGGGAUUGCUACCCGUCGCCCCUCAACUAUUACAACUUUCCCAAGUCGUGUUGCACGAGUGUUAACGAGGUGAUUUGCCACGGUAUACCCGACAAACGGCCGCUGCAGAAUGGCGAUAUCUGCAACAUCGAUGUGACCGUUUACCACCACGGCUUUCAUGGCGAUCUCAACGAAACGUUCUUUGUGGGCGAUGUCUCCGAGAAGCAUAAGAAACUAGUGCGUAUUACGUACGAAUCGUUGGCCAAGGCGAUUGAGCUAGUGCGUCCCGGCGUCCGCUAUCGUGAGAUCGGAAAUGUUAUUCAGAAAUAUGUGGCGCCUCACGGAUUCAGCGUGGUGCGUAGCUACUGUGGCCAUGGAAUCCAUCGUGUCUUCCACACUGCACCCAAUGUGCCACACUAUGCUAAGAACUCGGCCGUUGGCGUCAUGGCAGCUGGACACUGCUUUACCAUCGAACCUAUGAUAUCCGAGGGUGUUCAGAAGGCUGAAUCUUGGCCGGACGAUUGGACCGCCGUUACAGCCGAUGGCCUUUACUCGGCCCAAUUCGAGCAGACAUUGUUGGUUACCAAUAAUGGCUGUGAGAUUCUCACUAAACGUCGCAACAACAAUGGACAACCAUGGUUUAUGGACAAUUUGUAGUUGUGACUUGUUAUGAAGCCUUUAUUUUUCUUAAAAUAUAAAACUCUAAAUCGAA